UAGAUCCCCCAAUUUGGCUGGCCAGUUUUGUAGAGGGAAGUGAGAUAGUGGAGGCUUUUUGCAAAUCUGUGUUUGGGGUUGUAAAACCACAAGCAUGAGUUGUACUUUGUCAUCUUCAAUAUCAUAUGUUGGCUCAUUUUGCGGAAGCAUUCGAUUCAAAAACCUAAACUAUUUAGUCACCGAACCUUUUGCUAGAAUUGGCAAUUCCAACACUAAAGCUAAAUUCCGAAGGUCUCAUCAUGAUGUGAUUUCUAGCCACCUUGUUCCCAGAUCCUUGGGUGGAUUGCCUACAUUACAGAAAGAAUUGAAGGUAUCAGUUCAGAAUUCAGAACGAAUACGAACACUGCUGAUUGAUAACUAUGACAGUUACACAUACAAUAUAUUUCAAGAAUUGACUCUUGUCAAUGGGUUGCCUCCCCUGGUGGUUAAAAAUGAUGAAUGGACAUGGAGAGAGUUUUAUUGCUACUUGUAUGAAGAAAAUGCCUUUGACAACAUAGUUAUAUCACCUGGACCUGGAUCUCCAACAUGCCCCUCAGAUAUAGGACUUUGCCUGAGGCUGUUGCUUGAGUGUAGUGAUAUCCCUAUUUUAGGUAUCUGCCUUGGCCACCAGGCUCUAGGAUUUGUGCAUGGCGCUCGGGUUGUCCAUGCACCUGAACCUGUCCAUGGACGUUUGAGUGAUGUUGCACAUAAUGGUUCCAAGCUAUUCCAUGAGAUCCCCUGUGCAAUAAAUUCUGGAUUUAAGGUGGUUCGAUACCAUUCUUUAGUUAUAGAGCCUGAAUCACUCCCAAGAGAACUGAUUCCUAUUGCUUGGACACCAACCUCUGAGACCACUCCUUUCCUAAGAAGCUUUCAAUCUGAUCCAUAUACUCAUGCAUGUGACGGAGUGAAUGGGAAUAAAGUUUAUGUUGGACCUCUAUCCAAAGAUUUAAGAAAUGAAAGUUCAUUUUUCUCUUGUGAUGCUGAAAAGAUUCCAGCUGGACAAAUCCUUAUGGGCAUCAAGCAUUCCAGCAGGCCUCAUUAUGGACUGCAGUUCCAUCCAGAGAGUGUUGCAACCUGCUAUGGAAAGCAGAUUUUCAAGAAUUUUGCCGAGAUAACUAAGGGUUACUGGUUGAGGUUGAAUCCCCCCAUUAGUGAGAAAAAUGUCACUUAUGCUGAAUGCAUGCAGGCGGCUAAAGUGGACCAGAUACUUACAGAUGCUUCAAGAGGAGGCAACAUAGUGACUACUUUGGGUGAGAAGAAAAACAUCUGUACGCAGAGCAUCAUAAAUUCUUCAAAUCCCGGCUAUAAUGUAAAAUAUUUGAAGAUGAGAUGGAGAAAGCUUGAUUACCUGGCCAGCCAAAUUGGGGGAUCUAAGAAUAUAUUUUGUGAGCUAUUUGGUGGUCAGAAUACUGCAAACUCCUUUUGGCUGGAUAGUUCCUCAACAGAAAAGGAAAGAGCAAGGUUUUCAUUCAUGGGCAUAAAGGGUGGGUCCCUGUGGAAGCAUGUUUCAUUUAGGUUAUCAGAUGAACGAGGCGAAGCUUAUAAAGGAGGUGGCCAUUUAACAGUUGAGGAUGCUAGUGGCUAUCUUCAAACUUCAUAUCUUGAAGAUGGAUUUUUGGAUUAUUUGAAUAAGGAGCUUGAGUCAUUUUUCUAUGAUGAAAAAGAUUACGAAGGAUUGCCAUUUGACUUUUAUGGUGGCUAUGUCGGUUAUAUAGGGUAUGAUCUUAAAGCUGAAGCUGGCAGAGAAACUAAUCGUCACAAAUCAAGGGCCCCAGAUGCUUGUUUUUUCUUUGCAGAUAAUGUUGUAGUUAUUGAUCACCACCAUGACAACAUCUAUAUCAUAUCGCUUUAUGAUAGAAAUACAAAUACUUCCUCUUGGUUGGAUGAUAUUGAGAAAAAGCUUCUCCAUUUAAAAUCUUCUGGCUCCAAGGCACAUACUCCAAACACAUCUCAAAGUUUAGAGGUCUAUCCGGCAAAAAAAUGUUUUUCUGCCGAGAAGUCUAGAGAGCAGUACAUAAAAGAUAUUGAGAAGUGUCAAGAUUAUAUCAGGGAUGGAGAAAGUUAUGAGUUGUGUCUUACAACUCAGAUGAGAUUGAGAAUAGGGGAAAUUGAUUCCCUAGGACUUUAUGUUAGUCUUAGAGUUAAAAAUCCAGCACCAUAUGCUGCAUGGCUUAAUUUUUCAAGGGAAAAUUUAUCAAUAUGUUGUUCUUCUCCUGAGAGGUUCAUGCGAUUGGAUAGAGAUGGGAUUCUGGAAGCAAAACCCAUAAAAGGGACAAUAGCUCGCGGUUCAACCCCAGAGGAAGAUGAAUUGCUUAAACUAAGACUACGACACAGUGAAAAGGAUCAGGCCGAAAAUUUGAUGAUUGUUGACCUCUUGAGGAACGACCUUGGGCGUGUAUGUGAGCCUGGCUCGGUCCAUGUACCCCACCUCAUGGAAAUUGAAUCAUACGCAACAGUCCACACAAUGGUUAGCACAAUACGGGGAGAGAAGCGGUCAGAUGUUAGUGCAAUUGAUUGUGUGAAAGCCGCAUUCCCUGGCGGGUCAAUGACCGGAGCACCAAAGCUGAGAUCAAUGGAAAUUCUCGACUACCUUGAGAGUUGUUCCAGGGGCAUUUACUCUGGCUGCAUCGGCUUCUUUUCAUACAACCAAACAUUUGAUCUCAACAUUGUCAUUAGAACUGUUGUGGUACACGACGGUGAAGCCUCCAUUGGAGCAGGAGGAGCAAUCACGGUUAUGUCAAGUCCUGAAGAUGAGUAUGAAGAAAUGGUUUUGAAAACUAAAGCUCCUAGAGAUGCUGUUAUUGAGCACAUUAAGGCUGGAUAACUACAUGGUUGGGUCAUUUCAACUUUAAGAGGAAGCUGCGUUAUUAUUAGUAUUACUUCUCAGAGUUUACUAUGAGUAUUAGGGGGUGUUUGGAACUGAUUCUGCUUCUGCUUCUUUUUUAAAAGCAGAAGCAGAAUCAGAAUCGGUUUUCAGAAGCUGGUACCCCCAGCUUCUAAAAAAACUGAUUCUGAGAGUAAAUUAGAGCUCCAGAAGUGCUUCUGGAAUUUCACCCAAACACUCUAGCUUCUGCUUCUGCUCCAUGAAGGAGCAGAAUCAGUUUUGAGAAUCAGAUCCAAACACCCCCUUAUUCAGCGUCAACAGUAAUGCUCUCAAGAUUAAAGGUUGAGUAAUGCUCUCAAGAUUAAAGGCUGAGUAAUGCUCUCAAGAUUAAAGGCUGUGGUGUUGGGUGUGACAGAUAACUUUAGGUUCUCAGAACAUUUUAUUCUAUUAUCACACAGAAAGAGUGUAAAAGGCGUUGAAUAUGUUGAAUAUCUAGG
This is a messenger RNA of Cuscuta epithymum, 3300 nucleotides long. The record is from the annotation of a GenBank genome assembly. NCBI's taxonomy places the organism in Eukaryota, Viridiplantae, Streptophyta, Magnoliopsida, Solanales, Convolvulaceae.